This is a messenger RNA of Striga hermonthica, 2139 nucleotides long. NCBI's taxonomy places the organism in Eukaryota, Viridiplantae, Streptophyta, Magnoliopsida, Lamiales, Orobanchaceae. The record is from the annotation of a GenBank genome assembly.
AUGAGAUCUCAAGCCAAAGUACCACAAAGUCCAAGUGACAGCCCAUCCAUGACGAGCGCCUUGCCGUUUUUAGGCCCUCGACACUUCAUGGAGCUCCAAGAGUUUAGCCGAAGAAACGUACGGAGCAUGCCUCACACGCUCGGCGAGCUUAUGCAGUAUGUCGGAGACCAGUCCACCGACCCCAAUGCUCGUCGGAUUCUUCAAAUCAGAGAAACCGACUUUUCCCGACCACCCAAAACGCCCUUUGUCCUUUACUUUCGAAACCUCACUUAUAGCAUCAAAAUCCGCCGGAAAAUCAUCCCAUCAUGUUUUAACAACGCUAGUAAAUCGGGUACGACAAAAAUCUUGCUUGACGGGAUUUCAGGACAAGCCUCGGAAGGCGAGAUCAUGGCCAUUCUCGGGGCCAGCGGGUCCGGGAAGUCCACACUUAUCGAUGCUCUCGCCGGCCGCAUUUCUCGGGAGAGCCUACAGGGGACCGUUACCCUAAACGACAAAUUCUUGGACCCAAAACUUCUCAAAGCCAUAUCGGCAUACGUCAUGCAAGACGACCUUUUGCACCCGAUGCUCACGGUCGAGGAAACUCUAAUGUUCUCGGCCGAGUUCCGGCUACCGUGGGCCAUGCCCAGGUCCGAGAAGAAGGCCCGUGUUGGGGCCCUGAUUAGCAAGUUGGGCCUUGAGGCCGCCGCUGGGACGGUUAUCGGAGACGAGGGCCGGCGAGGUGUCUCGGGCGGGGAGCGGCGACGGGUUUCUAUUGGGACCCACAUCGUCCACGACCCGAUCUUACUCUUUCUGGACGAGCCGACCUCGGGUUUGGACUCGACUAGCGCGCACAUGACAAUCAGAGUCCUCCGUCAAAUCGCACUGGGUGGAAGUAUAGUUAUUUUGUUGAUUCACCAACCGAGCUACCGGAUUCUGCGUCAGCUCGACCGACUAAUCGUACUCUCGCGCGGCCAAGCGGUCUUCGACGGGCCACCCGGGGCUCUUCCCAGUUUUUUCACGGCGUUCGGGAGCCCGAUCCCGACAAACGAGGACAAGACGGAGUUUGCACUCGACUUCAUUCGCGAGCUCGAGGGAACUCCUUGCGGAACCCGGAAUCUAGCCGAUUUCAACAGGAAGUGGCACGAGGGGAAGAAAAAAAACCAGAGCUCAUCGUCGACCCUUGAAAACUCCACGCGCGCGAGCAUUUCCACCGGCGAAUACGCGAACCCUAUGUGGAGAGAAAUCCUCGUGAUCGCCAAAAGAUCGUUCACGAACUCCCGACGGUCCCCCGAGCAGUUCAGUGCUCGGCUCAUCGCAAUCCUCGUAACCAGCGCUAUACUCGCCACCGUCUUUCGGAAUCUCGACAACUCACCGAGGGGCGUCCAAGAGCGUUUCGGUUUCUUCGCGUUCGCCAUCUCGACCACGUUCUACACGUGCGCCGAGGCCAUGCCUGCUUUCCUCCUCGACCGCCACAUAUUCGCGCGCGAGACAGCCCACAACGCGUACCGCCGCUCGUCUUAUGUCGUCUCGCACUCGGCUGCCUCGGUUCCUUCCAUAUCAAUCCUCUCCGCCGUGUUCGCGGCCGCUACCUAUUGGGCUGUGGGCUUGUCAGGAGGCCCGUCGGGCUUCGUCUACUACUUUUCAUUCAUAAUGGCGGCAUUUUGGGCCGGGAGCUCGUUCGUGACCUUCCUAUCGGGCAUCAUUUCGAACAUGAUGGCCGGUUACACGGUGGUCGUGGCAAUCCUAGCCUACUUCAUGUUGUUUAGCGGGUUUUUUAUAGACCGGGAUAGGAUACCUAAGUACUGGCUGUGGUUCCACUACACAUCGCUCGUGAAAUACCCGUACGAAGGGGUGAUGCGGAACGAGUUCGGGGACGGGUCGAGGUGCUUCGUGAGGGGAGUUCAGGUGUUUGACGGGACGGCGUUGAAGGACGUGCCGCACAGGGUGAAGCUCAAUUUGCUGGAGUCGAUUAGUAGGAGUCUGGGGAAGAAUAUUAACGGGUCGACUUGCCUAAUGGCCGGGCCGGAUAUACUGAAACAGAGAGGAGUUGUUGAUUUGGAUAUAUGGAGCUGCCUGUGGAUUACUGUUGCUUUGGGGUUUUUGUUUAGGGUUCUGUUUUACUUUGCACUGUUGUUUGGGAGCAAGAAUAAGAGAAGGUGA